Messenger RNA from Pyrenophora tritici-repentis Pt-1C-BFP, 2964 nucleotides. NCBI's taxonomy places the organism in Eukaryota, Fungi, Ascomycota, Dothideomycetes, Pleosporales, Pleosporaceae. The record is from RefSeq and is a predicted model, not a curated record.
AUGCCUAAGAAGGCCAUUGACUCCCGCAUACCGGCGCUGAUCCGCAAUGGUGCCCAAGAAAAGAAGCGAAGCUUCUUUGUAGUUGUCGGAGAUCGUCAAAAGGACGUGAUUGUCAACCUUUACCACAUUCUGCUCAGCGUGGACGUCAAGUUGAACAAGUCAGUACUAUGGGCAUACAAGAACAAGCUUCUGGGCUUCUCGAGUCACCGGAAGAAGCGCGAAAAGAAGAUAAAGAACGAAAUCAAGCGAGGAGUCCGCGAUGUCGAUACCGAUGACCCAUUCGAACUAUUCGUCUCCACGCAGAACAUUCGGUACUGCUACUACAAGGAAACCGACAAGAUUCUCGGAAACAAUUAUGGCAUGUGCAUUCUGCAGGAUUUCGAAGCCCUUACGCCGAAUCUGCUCGCGCGUACGAUAGAAACAGUAGAGGGUGGCGGGUUGGUCAUAUUAUUGCUGAAGGGCAUGAGCAGCUUGAAGCAAUUGUACACAUUAUCUAUGGAUAUCCACUCGAGAUACCGGACCGAGGCGCAUACCGACGUUGUUGCGCGCUUCAAUGAGCGCUUCAUACUAUCGCUGGGCAAAUGCGACAGCUGCCUGGUGGUUGACGACGAGCUCAACGUGCUACCCAUUUCCGGCGGAAAGCACGUCAAGCAACUACCGCCACCAGACACAGAGCUCGAAGGCAAGACACUAAAGGCGAAAGAGCUGGCUGAGAUCAAGGAGUCAUUGGCAGACACUCCUCCUACUGGAGACCUCGUCAAGCUUGCAAAGACUGUGGAUCAGGCAAAGGCUCUGUUGACCUUUGUAGAGGCUAUCGUGGAGAAGACACUGCGCAGUACGGUUACUCUGACUGCGGCCCGUGGACGAGGAAAGUCUGCAGCUCUGGGUGUUGCUGUAGCAGCAGCAGUCGCGCAUGGCUACAGCAACAUCUACAUCACAUCGCCAAGUCCGGAGAAUUUGAAGACACUAUUCGAGUUCAUUCUCAAGGGAUUCGAUUCGCUCAACUAUGUAGAUCACCAAGAUUACACCAUUAUGCAGUCCACUCAACCCGAGCAGAACAAAGCCAUCGCAGAGCUUCUGGUCAUUGAUGAGGCUGCUGCUAUUCCUCUACCGCUCGUACGAAAUCUCAUGGGACCUUACCUCGUCUUUAUGGCUUCGACUAUCAAUGGUUACGAAGGAACUGGCCGAUCGCUCUCCUUGAAGCUUAUUCAGCAACUUCGCGAGCAGUCCAGGAGCGGAACCGAGACAUCGAUAUCAAGUAGAUCGCUCCGGGAAAUUACGCUGUCGGAACCUAUCCGUUACGCUCAAGGUGACUCGGUUGAACGAUGGAUGAACGAUCUCCUAUGUCUCGAUGCAACCCUGCCACGGAAAUCCAGCACCCAAGGAUUCCCAUUCCCCGACAAAUGUCAGCUGCUUCAUGUGAACCGCGAUACCCUCUUUUCCUACAAUCCGGCCGCCGAAAAGUUCCUACAGAAGAUGAUGGCGCUGUAUGUUGCAAGUCACUACAAGAAUACGCCCAAUGAUCUCCAGCUCAUGUCUGAUGCGCCUGCACAUCAACUGUUUGUCCUCACUGGACCCACAGAGGAGAGCAAGCUUCCCGAGCCCCUCUGUGUUAUCCAGGUAGCACUUGAAGGUCAGAUCAGCAAGGAAAGUGUGCUUAACAGUUUGAGACGAGGACAACGUGCAGGAGGUGACUUGAUUCCGUGGAUCGUGUCUCAGCAGUUCCAAGACGAAAACUUUGCCAGUCUCUCAGGUGCACGUGUAGUGCGGAUAGCGACAAACCCAGAGUACGCCAACAUGGGAUACGGAUCAAAAGCACUGCAACUUUUGGUCGAUUUCUACGACGGCAAGCUCGCAAGCUUAUCGGAAAACGAGCCCCAGGAAGUAGAGCAGAUGCGAAGGAUCACGGAAGAAGAUUUGGAGGAGGUAUCACUCCUCAAGGACAAUGUCAAGAUUCGAGAGGCAAACGAGAUGCCACCGCUCUUUGCCCGACUACCAGAGCUUAAAGCACCGAAACUGGACUACGUCGGUGUAUCCUACGGUCUCACACCACAGCUCCAUAGAUUCUGGAAACGUGCAUCAUUUGUGCCAGUAUACCUCCGCCAGACGCCAAACGACUUGACAGGCGAACACACAUGCAUUAUGCUGAGGUCUCUCGAGACAACAUCGUCCGACGGCAGUUGGGUCGCGGCAUUUGCCAAGGAUUUCCAGAAGCGCUUCCUGUCGUUACUAUCUUACCACUUCCGCACAUUCCCCUCAAUAACCUCACUCUCAAUCGAAGAAUCCGCCUCUGCCGGCUCCAAACUCGACGCUGAUCUCGCCGCAACACCAAUAACAAAAGCCGAAUUAGACGCCCUUUUCACUCCCUUCGACCUCAAGCGUCUAGAGUCCUAUGCAAACAACAUGCUAGACUACCAUGUCAUCCUCGACAUGCUACCAUCCAUCGCCACUCUAUAUUUCACUAGCCGUUUCAAAGGCAUCGUCAAGCUCAGCGGCAUACAGAAUGCGCUGCUACUCGCUAUCGGCCUGCAGCGUAAGGAGUUCUCAGAUGUGGAGAAGGAGUUGAACCUCAACUCUAGCCAACUCAUGGCCAUGUUCGUCAAGGUUGUAAGAAAAUUUGCCACAGCCUUCCGCGGCAUUGUCGAGCGCGCAGUCGAGGAAACUUUGCCCGAGGCCAUGGAAGGUGUUACCGACGAUAAUGCGGCAGAGGCGGGCGCACAAGAUGGAAAUGUGCCCACACGUAGCUUCCAGCCACUAGAGAAAGAUCUCCAAGAAGAGCUGAGAGAGGGCGGAGACGAAUUCCUAGAAGAGGAAAAGGAGAGGCAGAGGACCAACAUGACCGUAGCCGUCAAGACGGGCGAAAAGAAGCGCAAAGUAGGCGAGGCCGUAGAAGAGGCCUACAAAGAAGCGGAAAAGUUCAAGGAAAAGAAGUCAAAGAAGCAUAAGUCGGGCAAAAGGGCUUGA